AUGUUCCCCUGUGAGCUGCGCGACAAACGGGGGAUCAUCAACCGUGUGAUCGCCGCGACCUGCGGGGUGGACGUCGCGACCGUCAUGUCCGUCGAGCCCCGCUCCGAGACGUCCUUCGUGGCCAACGUUCGGACGCGGGUGGGGAAUCAACUCGUGCAGAAGCUUCGCUGUCGGGUGCUGAUGGAUCGCCAUGGCUUCUGGUACGCCAACACCUUCAACCAGUACAAGUGCUUGAAGGAGUACUGUGAGGCGAUUCGACGGCUGCCGCAGCAGAGCCGACACUACCUCACCGGGGGUCUCCCCUGUAUGCCUUUGGUGGUGGAACUCUCCCGUUCCGUUGGGCGGGAUUCCAUCCCGUCCGAUCCAGCGCCGUGCUGCUUUGAUGCGAUUCUACCUAUCACUACCGUUGAUCGCCACCGUUCACGGAAUGCUAAUCGCAUGAAUGUGAGCAAUGUCAAUAAUAUUAAUAAUAGCAAUACUAAUAUUAACAGCAGUGGUACUGGUGUGAAGUGUCACAACGGGGGAAAUGCAAAUGCUCUUCAUAAUUGA
Molecule: messenger RNA, 549 nt
Organism: Phytomonas sp. Hart1
Lineage: Eukaryota; Euglenozoa; Kinetoplastea; Trypanosomatida; Trypanosomatidae
Source: the annotation of a GenBank genome assembly